AGAGUGCCUCCGGGGAGGCGCACACGGGAGUGACAGGGAAAACGUGCCGUCUCCUGCCGCCACCGGUCUCGAGCUGCGAUGGAGGGCGCCGGGGAAGGGGAGCAUGUGCUGAGGGGUCAAGACGAUGAGGCAGUUGUUGACUAUGGGAAGACCAGCUGCACAAGCAACACAAACUUUGAAAAAGAAGAAUUAGAAAGCCACCGGGCCGUGUAUGUGGGAGUCCAUGUUCCGCUGGGUAAAGAAAGCCGGCACAAGCACCGCCACCGAGGUCACAAGCACCACCGCAAGAGGAAAGAGCUGCAAGACGACCACGAGGACGGCAGAGAGUCUCUCACACAGGACACCCCCUCUCAGCGGGUGCAGUUCAUCCUAGGCACGGAGGAUGAUGAUGAAGAGCAUGUCCCCCAUGAGCUCUUCACUGAGCUGGACGAGCUGUCGUUUCGCGACGGCCGGGAGUACGAGUGGAAGGAGACCGCCAGGUGGCUGAAAUUCGAGGAGGACGUGGAGGACGGCGGAGAGCGCUGGAGUAAGCCCUACGUGGCCACGCUGUCCCUGCACAGCCUGUUCGAGCUCCGCAGCUGCAUCCUCAACGGCACCGUGCUGCUGGAUAUGAGGGCCAACACCAUUGAGGACAUAGCAGACAUGAUCAUGGACAGCAUGGUGGCGUCCAAACAGCUGGAUGAGUCCCUGCGGGAGCAGGUGCGUGAGGCCAUCCUGAAGAAGCACCACCACCAGAACGAGAAGAAGCUGAGCAAUCGCAUCCCACUCGUACGCUCGCUCGCCGACAUGGGCAAGAAGCACUCAGACCCACACCUGCUGGACAAGAACGGGGAAGGUCUGUCCUCUUCCCGCCUCUCCCUCCUGAAACCGGGCUCCUCCACCUCCAGCCUGUUCCAGAGGCGUGAGUCACGGGUCUCCGUCCUCCUCAACCACCUCCUGCCGAGCACCUCCCCCUUCCCUUCGCCCUUCGCCACUCCCCAAAACACACCGCCCAGCGCCCGCCGCUCCCCGCCCUUGGCCCCGCCCCCAUCCCAGAAGCCUGCACCCCAGCUGCUGGUGUCCUGCGCCCAGGGGGAGGGCAUCCCCGAGGUGGUGGUGUUCCCGCCGGAGGAGGACGAGUCUCCACCCCCCGGCCGGCCUGCAGAAGAGGAGGCAGGCCUCGCCUGCUCAUCGCUGCCGCUGCCACCAGAAGGGCUGGUGGUCUCCCCACAGUGUGCCGCCGGUAACCUGGACAACAGCAAGGCCGGCGACAGCAAGAUGAAUAGGGGGGUCAGUCGAGAGAACAGCACUGUGGACUUCAGCAAGGUGGACAUGAACUUCAUGAGGAAGAUCCCUCCAGGGGCUGAAGCCUCCAAUGUGCUGGUGGGCGAGGUGGACUUCUUGGAACGGCCUAUAAUUGCUUUUGUGCGGCUGUCCCCUGCUGUCCUUUUGACAGGUCUGACUGAAGUGCCUGUGCCCACCAGGUUUUUGUUUUUGAUGUUGGGUCCUAAUGGCAAAGGUGCUCAGUACCAUGAGAUUGGGAGGUCUAUGGCAACACUGAUGACGGAUGAGAUAUUUCACGAUGUUGCAUACAAGGCAAAGGACCGCACUGAUCUCCUGGCAGGAAUAGAUGAGUUUCUGGACCAGGUGACUGUGCUACCACCCGGUGAAUGGGACCCUACGAUAAGAAUCGAGCCACCGAAGAAUGUACCCUCUCAGAUGAAGAGAAAAAGGCCGACUCUGUCCAACGGCUCGGCUGCACCCUCCGAGACAAUGAAGGAAGAGGAGCACCAGGCUGGGCCUGAACUGCAGAGGACAGGACGGAUCUUUGGUGGUUUGAUCAUGGAUGUGAAGCGGAAGGUCCCGUACUACUGGAGUGACAUCCGUGAUGCCCUGAGUCUGCAGUGCCUGGCCUCCAUCCUCUUCCUCUACUGUGCCUGCAUGUCCCCCGUCAUCACAUUCGGAGGACUGCUGGGCGAGGCCACCAAGGGCAACAUUAGUGCCAUUGAAUCGCUGUUUGGAGCAUCGCUCACGGGUGUGGCCUUCUCGCUGUUUGCUGGGCAGCCGCUCACCAUCCUUGGCAGCACGGGGCCUGUCCUGGUCUUUGAGAAGAUCCUCUUCAAAUUUUGCAAGGACUACGGCCUGACGUACCUGUCUCUGCGCACGUGCAUCGGCCUGUGGACGGCCUUCCUGUGCCUGCUGCUGGUCGCCACAGACGCCAGCUCCCUAGUCUGCUACAUCACGCGCUUCACAGAGGAAGCCUUCGCCGCCCUCAUCUGCAUCAUCUUCAUCUACGAGGCCCUGGAGAAGCUCUUUCACCUGGGAGAGCUAUUCCCCAUCAACACGGACAACAACCUGGACAAUCUCACCUUCUACACGUGUCAGUGUUCUCCACCUGCCAACGUCUCAGAACACACCCUGAAAUUCUGGAACCAGACCGGCAUCACACCUGAGUCCUUCUCCUGGAGUGAACUCAAUGUGUCUAUGUGUCAGCACUUCCAUGGGGAGUUUACAGGCCAGGCCUGCGGACACCACGGCCCAUUCAUCCCGGACGUCCUAUUCUGGUCCAUCAUCCUCUUCUUCACCACAUUCUUCCUCUCCUCCUUCCUCAAGCAGUUCAAGACUGAGCGCUACUUCCCAACAAAGGUGCGCUCCACCAUCAGUGACUUUGCUGUGUUUCUUACAAUAAUGAUCAUGGUACUGGUGGACUACCUGGUGGGGGUCCCCUCUCCUAAGCUGCAUGUUCCUGACCGCUUUGAGCCCACCUCUAAGCACCGGGGCUGGCUGAUUGAUCCGCUGGGAGACAACCCCUGGUGGACGGUCCUGGCAGCCUUCAUCCCUGCGUUGCUGUGUACCAUCCUCAUCUUCAUGGACCAGCAGAUCACUGCCGUCAUCAUCAACCGCAAAGAGCACAAACUGAAGAAAGGCUGUGGCUACCACCUGGACCUGCUGGUGGUGUCUCUGAUGCUGGGUGUGUGCUCCAUCAUGGGCCUGCCCUGGUUCGUGGCGGCCACCGUCCUCUCCAUUUCCCACGUCAACAGCCUGAAGCUGGAGUCGGCCUGCUCCGCCCCAGGCGAGCAGCCAAAGUUCCUGGGCAUCCGGGAGCAGAGAGUAACCGGCUUCAUGAUCUUCCUCCUCAUGGGCAUGUCCGUCUUCAUGACCUCCGCGCUGAAGUUUAUUCCCAUGCCAGUUUUAUAUGGUGUCUUUCUUUACAUGGGAGUGUCUUCUCUGAAAGGCAUUCAGUUCUUUGAUCGUAUCAAGCUGUUCGGCAUGCCAGCUAAGCACCAGCCAGACCUGAUCUACCUGCGCUAUGUCCCCUUGUGGAAAGUGCACAUCUUCACGCUGAUCCAGUUCUCCUGCCUGGUGCUGCUCUGGGUCAUCAAGGCCUCUGCGGCUGCUGUCGUCUUUCCCAUGAUGGUGUUAGCUCUGGUCUUCAUCCGUAAGCUGCUGGACUUUGGCUUCACCAAGCGGGAGCUGAGCUGGCUGGAUGAUAUUAUUCCCGAGAGCAAGAAGAAGAAGGAGGAUGAUAAGAAGAAGAAAGAGAAGGAAGCUCAGCGCAUGCUGGAAGAGGAUAAGGAGGUGACGAUUCCCUAUGACAGCAACAAUCCGAUAAGGAUUGACAGGCUCACAGUCAGAUCUGACCUCCCUGUUAUAAGCAUUACUGAUGAGGUAACAGAAAUUACAGAUUGCACAACUGGUGCUAUGGAUUCUGACAGUGACACAAUUCUCAGACACAAUGCAAGCCAGGAGAAGAUGGCAUGUGUGAGGAUCACCGUAGAGGAGGAGCAGAGAGAGGACAGUUUGGAUGUAGAGACGUCACUGUGAGGGUUUCACACGGGAGCACCCGCCGCCCCCUCCUCUGUUCACCGGGGGUGAGGCGCUACCUCCUGCCCCACAGCCUGAGAAUGACAGGCCCACAGUUCAGGGGUCAGAGGUCGAAGCCGUCGCUGUCGAUCAAGACCCUCAGAGUCCAGCAGGCUCCAUUCUGUGUUGCUCUGGCUUAGCCAGCUCCACUGCUGCCAUAGGAGAUGGCCAUGUUGUCGCGGUUCAAGAGCAUUCGUGUUUGCUUGAAUUGACACUUUUUCUUGGUUCUCAGAAAUAAAAGUUUUCAGAGAAAUUGGUUUUCUCUGUUCUCAGAUGCACUCAUACGCAUCUGAAAUAUUUCCUUUACUAAACAGUAAAUGGCUCAAAAUGUCAAGAUGGGCCAUCUGUUUGUUCAGCUGCAUUUUAUCACAUAUUUCCCCCAUUUUAUACUGAAAAAACAGACAGAAAGAAACAACUCACAGCUGACCUGAGGCAGCAUUCAUAUGCUGCUACUGUACAGAUGCUAUUAUACAACAAUGUCUAUAUGAAAUUGAAACAUUUGCUUAAAUGUGCAAAUUUUAUUGAUUACAGUCAGGUCUUUAUUUUACCUUUAUCUUUCACAUUAUAUGGUGGUAUGAAUAGUUGAUAAAGGAAGAGUAAUCUGUCAAGAAAUAGUUUUCUAUUAACUGACAAGCAAAGCAAUAGGUCUGCAGUUGUGAUUCUGCUCCCACCCAGACACAUAAUGUUUCAAUGUUUGUAUGUGUAGUUGGAUGUUUUUCUGUCAGUUAAGAUUCAAAUAAUCCUAGGAUUUAUUUAGAAGUUUACUAACUGAAACUGUAGUAGUAGCCAGACUUUGACUGCUAUCCAUUCUUAGCAGUCAGCACAUUGAAGCAUUGUUAAUUUGCUGUUGAUGAGUUUUUACCAGUUCAUGAAGUUUAUAUGUGAUAUAAUAUUGGCUGUUAUUGGAGACAUAUUUUGUACCGUUGAUUUUUCGGGGUGAUUGGAACCCCUUGGUUUUGUUAUUUUUUGGAUGUUUUUUCUCCCUCGUGUAUGGGCCAGGUUUGUUUGGAUGGCCAAACUCUUGCCCUGGGUAAAAUAUAGUGUAGAUGAUGGCACUAUAGUGCACAUGGAUUUUUACAUUCACUAGCCCAACCCUCAUGUCCUAUUUUACUAUGAAUUGCAAAAUAUGCUGCAUAGGUCCCUCUUCUCACGAGGAACAUAUUUUGCUCAAGGGCCCAUAACAUCUGCCGCAUAUACUUUUCACUCCAUUUCAAACUUUCUGAAAAACACUGCUCCUCCAUUGCUACCCCUAUAAAGCCUGCCUGAUUUGAACAACAUUUGCUUUGCUGCAUCUGUGGUUUUGUCAAAGGCCACAGUUACGAUCCAAACAACUUGUAGGUCAUGGCUUUUCAAAUAAAUACUUAUGAAUUUAAGUAGCUUGAUGAAAUGCAAUGCAACUUGGCAAGCACAAUCACAUACUUGACAUAACCUCACAAAAGGAAAAUUGGUGUAACUGGUCCAAUAGGUGGCAUUACACCCAGUGAGCACUUUAUUAGGUAUUUAUUAGACUUCUUUUAUAGACUUCUUUUUAUUAGACUUCUGCUGCUGUAGCCUAUCCACUUAAAGGUUUGACGCAUUGUAUGUUCAGCGAUUCUCUUCUGCAUACCACUGUUGUUUUGUGUGGUUAUUUGCAUAACUGUCACCUUCCUCUCAGCUUUGACCAGUCUGGUCCUUCUUUGACCUCUCUCAUUACAAUGCAUUUCUGCCCGCAGAACUGCUGCCCAUGUUAUUUUUUUACACCAUUCACUGCAAACUCUAGAGACUGUUGUGUGUGAAAAUCCCAGGAGAUAAGCAUUUUCUGAGAUAUUCAAACAAUCCUGUCUGCCACCAACAAUCAUUCCACAGUCAAAGUCACUUGGAUCACAUUUCUUCCCCAUUCUGACAUUUGGUCUGGAAAACAGCUGAACCUCUUGACCAUGUCUACAUGCUUUUAUGCAUUUAGUUGCUGCCACAUGAUUGGCUGUUUAAAUAUUUGCAUUAACAAGUUAGUGUAGAGGUCUACCUAAUAAAGUGCUCAGUGAGUGUAGAGGGCUCUUAAUAUUUUAAAAGAAGAUCAAUGUUUUGCCAUAGUGACUACAAAUGUACAAGACGACUGGCCCCAGUAAUUAUCUACAAAUAAGAGUGAUUCCAGGGUGCAAGCCACCAGGGAUUUGCCACCAUCUUGAAUUGUGUUGGAACUGCAUAAAAUGUUACUCGUCCCACAAAUUUUGACCAAUUUCCAUCAAGUUUGACUUUGGUAUUGAUUCUGUCAAAAGAUGGACACAUAGCAAGCCAGAGAACUUCUCAUAAAUGCUCAUAAAUACAAAAAACAUUUGUUAAAUGUCAUGCAAGAUGCUUAAUCAGGCAGCUAAAGAGCUGCCUUGGUGGCACUAUAGAGCUCCAGGCAGAUAUUCAGUAAACAUUACUGCUGCACUAUAAUAGUCUCAAGCUGAUGCAGUGAUCCAUCCACUCAGUAGGAACAGAUGGAGACCGGUGCUUAAACCCCGGAUACUGCUCCUUGCAGCUAUAUUUUGAAUAUUGUUUUUGCAUGACUUUUUAAAUUAAUUUUGAAGGAUAACUUUGUUAUGUACUAAAAAGCCAUGCAGUUGAGGAGGACGAUGACAUAUAUGAAGGCUCAGCUCACUUCAGAUAAUCUUUGUGUCUGUGAGACAGAGAAUGUAUACUUUAUUUUUGUCUUUUAGAGCCAGAUCUGGCACCUGACCCAAUAAAGGGUUACUUUACUGUACAAUCAGAUAAUAUACUGCUAUAUACUGCUGUGUACCUAAUUUAAUAUACUCAAGAACCACCUCAGGAAUUAAUAUGCUAUUUAGCAGCUUCAAGAUCGUCUAGAGCCCACACUGUCUGUUUUAUUCUUAUUGAUCCUCAUCCUCAUUACAGCAUGCUUUUGUUCCACAAUUAUUAUAUAACCUCCUCAGACCUGGCAGGAAAAGUAUUUAAACUUUUUUUUACAUAAUGCAAAUGUCUUGGAUGAGAAAAACAUGUUGCAGUCAAGAAAUAUUUUCUAAAAUAUAAUUUAUUUUAUUUUUAUGUAAUGUCCCUUGUAGUGUAGGUUUCAGCAUGGUAGAAUAAUAAUUAUUGGGAUAAAGACCAGUGACUCUGUUCGCCUACAGGGGACAUCGAUGAACUGCUGGGUCUGAGGAGGAAAGUGCAUCUUCCAAACCAGAUACAUACUUUUAACAGGAUUCUUUAUUCUGUUGAAAUAGCUAUUAAUCAUAAUUUUUUCAAUUCUGGAAUUUUCAUUGUUAAUGUGGCUUUAAGAGUUGUUUGCACAGAAUACAUGAUUUUCAAGCUGACAUUUUUUCCCAAAAAAUAUUUUCAAGAAUUAAAAUGUGAACAAUCUAUGUUUUGAAUGUUUAUCAUUUUACACAUCAUCCCCUUAUUUGCACAGAUUUGAGCAAUAAUUUGACAUAGUGUCAGAAACUGUAUGCUGCAUUUGUAACUAGAAUUCAUAUCUAUUUUAUUGGUCCAGAAUUCAUCCAUUAGGCUGUGAGUGUGCUGAACCUGGACCAAUCCUUUCCUGUCACUGCCUCUGACCAUGAAUGCACCACUGAAUAAAUAGUAUUGUCCUUGUGCUUAGUGAAUGCUUCUAAAAAGGCACCUAAAGUGAUCCAAUGAGGACUGGAUAUCAGGGAAACUUUUGGUUGGGUAUACUGAGCAUGUAUAAAGCUGUUUUGUUGGGGGCAUCUAUAUGGUGGUUUUAGUACAUCCAACUAAAAGUGUUCCCUGGCACUAUAAAUAUUAACUUAUGGCACAUAUAAUUCAAAUAAUACAUUCCCCCAUCCACCCACACACACACACACACACACACACACACACACAUAUACAUAUAAAUGCAUACAUAACUUGCUAUAACAUUCCUCAAGAAUGGACCAUCUAAACUGAACCUUUUUCCAAUGUCUCUCUAGCCUAAAACUGCAAGUACUGAACUGAGUGCUCCAGCACACCCAACCACAUAGAGCAGGGAUCUGCUGGUUUCAGUGCUCACUGGUUUUAGCACUUACAUGCUUUAUGAAGUCACUGAAAUCAGCUGAAGAGUUUAUGCACCACGUUUACAAGGCUUAAAUUGACUACUGAUUGAACGGAGGCUACAAAAACCUGUAAACAUUGUAGCACUUGUCUACAAUGGGAGUUCAAGAUUCCUGAAAUGAAAGGGAAAUAAUACAUUGGCUUUAAUCCGGGUUGAAAUCUUACAGAUUUUCAUUGCAUUGUUUUAAAUGUAUGCCCAAACUGCAUUUCCAUGAAGCAGGAAUGUUUCACUGCCAUAAUGUGAUACUGUAUGCUUCACUGGUUACAAGAGAAGCCCAUCUAACUAUAUAUCCAGAAAUUACUUCAGAAGUAUCUUUUUGAGCUGACUGUCUUUGUCUAUGAAAAGGGGUCUUGUAUGCAUUUUUUUAUCAUGACAGUUGUUGCCAAGCUUUCUUUUUACAUUUCAGGAGAAAUAUCACUGUUAAGACGUUAAUUUAGUUGCCUUUGUAGGAAAGAUUUUGUCUGUUUGAUUAGCUUACCAAGGGGGAAAUAUGUCAGUUUGGUCAUUUUUGCUCUUUCCGUGUUGUGCUUGUAGUGUCUUAAUUGUGGUGCAACAGGUCACAGAACACAGCACAGUUGCUGGAGUAUUAUAUCCAUUAAUGUAAGUGCAAUGUAAUGUGCUGUAGAUGUACUGUACCAAGUGUGUCCCUGUCUUUGAUCUGUCUUUGAUAUGAGGUUGUUCUUUAAAGCCAUGUUUUAGAGUCACCUCACAGCUGCUGUCAGUCAUGUUCUUGUGAAUGAAAAGUCCCUUUCUCCAUUGACUAUUCACUAAAUAUUAGAAAUGAGAGAAUAAAAUAUUUUUUUGUAACUGAAAAAUGUAAUUGUUGAAGCAGAGCAAUAAAAGUUAUGAAAUGCC
Molecule: messenger RNA, 8725 nt
Organism: Conger conger (European conger)
Lineage: Eukaryota; Metazoa; Chordata; Actinopteri; Anguilliformes; Congridae
Product: sodium bicarbonate cotransporter 3-like
Exons: 26
Coding region: 79-3804 (1241 amino acids)
Biological process (GO): bicarbonate transport; monoatomic anion transport; regulation of intracellular pH
Cellular component (GO): basolateral plasma membrane; apical plasma membrane; plasma membrane
Molecular function (GO): sodium:bicarbonate symporter activity; solute:inorganic anion antiporter activity; monoatomic anion transmembrane transporter activity
Source: RefSeq, a predicted model, not a curated record